Molecule: messenger RNA, 3285 nt
Organism: Alternaria arbusti
Lineage: Eukaryota; Fungi; Ascomycota; Dothideomycetes; Pleosporales; Pleosporaceae
Exons: 1
Coding region: 1-3285 (1094 amino acids)
Biological process (GO): regulation of DNA-templated transcription
Cellular component (GO): nucleus
Molecular function (GO): DNA-binding transcription factor activity; transcription cis-regulatory region binding
Source: RefSeq, a predicted model, not a curated record
AUGGAUGACGUCGCCGCGUCAGAGCAGCUCAUGAGCGAAAAGGGCACGCGCAUCGGCGCCGCCGGCUCCAUUGGCACCCUCUCCCAGGUCGACGGCAGCCAGGACGCCUCUCCUCUCAUUCAGAAGAAGCGCAAGCGAAACAGCGCACUCGGUCUGACGAAGAAGAGUGUCGCGACUUCUCCAACUAAAGGCAUGCUAGCCCAGGACGACGUUCCAGCCUCAUCUCCUUUUCCCUUUCCCGCGACGCAACCGGAGCCCGAAUCGCCUGCUGCCAAUGGUUUCACUCACGCCACCGCAGUUGAGGUACCAGACUCUCAGAUUCCUGGACGACCCGCGCAAUCAACUGCUUCGUCGCCCAUGUCUAGCCACGUCAUUCCGUCCAGCGCAACCAAAGGCAAACGCACAUACAAGCAGAGCAAGCAGUCGAAGCGGGAUCGGGCUAUCAGCGACGCUAUGCAGGAAGCAGAUAUAGACCAGGACGGAGACACAACCAUGAUCGCAGACGAGGCAGCCUCACCCUCGCAUACGGCAUCGAAAAACAAGCGCUCUCAAGAAACGGAAGUCGCGCCGGGAACGAACGGCUUACAUUCACGCAAAGCCGCCAGGGGAGGCGCUGACGGAACACCUUCAUCGGCGAAACGGAGGAAGAUUGGUACGCCAAAGUCGCUGACUACACUACGAGACCUCAUUGGAGGCGGGGAAGAUGAGGAUGCCGAGCAAUUACGGACCGUCCAGAAGUCGAAACUAAAACGAAUCAAGAAGCCGCAAACCCCCGUUGCGAAAUCAAGAAACCUCUACGAGAUACCCGACGACGAUCCGCGUCCCACGAACGGAGAGGCAAGCACCACGCAGACAGCUACGCCCAAGCCGCGUCUCAGUUUGAAGAAAACAAAGAAGAACAAGGACAGUAUCGACAACCGGCCCACUCCGGUUCGCACGCCUGCCCAGCCGUCGGGCGAAGGAGAAGACGAGGACAGCAUCAUACGAGAGCCCAUCUCCAGUGAUGAGGCAGACGUUGCUCCACCGUCCGGUGGUGAUCACAGAGAUUUCAAAGAGAAGAAGAAGACAAAGAAGAGACGAUCAUCUGCAAAGAAAGCCACAUCGCGGCGGGAAAGCGGCAGAUACAGCUUCACCUGGAAAGAUCCCCCAUCUGGUACCGCGGCAGAAAGAGCAUUGAACGUUGAGCAUGACCUACAACACCCCCCAGAUCUACGAAGCUCCGGCGACUUCACCGCAGACGAGGAAGAGCUCAUCCGUCGAGCUAUCGUAGACUAUCAGCAGAGGAAAGGCCUGGAUGUGUCUGAACUGGUGGACAUCAUACAAUGGAAUCCAACUGACCCUAGCUUCAACACCGGCGAUGGAACUAUAUCAUCCAAGAGCGAGUGGGCACCACAGGACAUCGAGGACGCGCGUGAAAGCGCAGAAUUCUGGGACGACAUCAAGCACCUUCGCACAGAACGCUCGCAAGACAGGUUGAGAAGACACAUCCGUCAGACAUACCAUCAGUUCAAGAGGGGAGUAUGGACAGAGGAGGAAGACAAACGUCUAAAACAACUCUACGGGAUGCACCCCAACAAGUGGAAGGUCAUCUCAGUAGGUAUGGGGGAUCGCUCCAUGCACGACUGUCAAAACCGGUGGCGCGAUUACCUGCAAUAUGGUGACAAGCUCAAGUCUUCGCGCUGGGACGAAGAAGAGGAGGAGCUUUUCAUCCGCGCCGUCACAGCGGUCGCUCAACGAGACGAAGACCACCGCGCCGAAGAAGGAUUACCACCCAUUGACAAAUACACGAUGAAAGACAUCAACUGGCAGCAGGUCAGCCACGAGAUGGACCACACCCGAAGCCGGAUUCAGGUCGUACAGAAGUGGAGGAAUUUGCAGAAGCGCGAAUCUCCGCCAGAGAUUGAGGUCGAACGCAAGCCGAGGAAGGAGAAGCCUGCUGCUUCCAAAUCUGCGAUUCCCGAGCCUACUCCCAAGAAGCGCGGACGGCCAAAGGGAGAGGCCGGCGCAACACCCAAACCCAAUCCUCACUCUGCCAGGUCACAGGAAGUCAUCCACAACUCGGAUGAUGAAGAGGCCCGGACUUUGUCGCCGCCGAAGAAGGCUAAACGGCCAAGUAAGAGCGAGGGCUCGGAGGUGAAGAAGCCGAAGAAGUUCCGCACUGCCGAGAUCGACGAGAUUGUUGAUGGCUCCGACGAAGAAGGACAAGCCAGCAAGGAAGCGGACAGUCCACCGAAGAAAAAGAAACGGAGAAAGUCACAGAAGAGCGAGGCCGCAGAAGCCGACGACGACGAGGAGUCUCGGCCGACCAAGACACGGGAUGUCAUUGAGAAUUCAGAUGAGGAGAAUGCUCAGGCUGAUCAGCAAUCGAAGGUUUCGCCGCCGCCGAAGAAGCGUGGACCACCUCGAAAGAGCGAUACUCUGGAAUCGAACGAACCGGAGAAGCGUACCGAGCUCGAAGUUUCCGAGGAGUCAGUAGCGGAUCUGGAGCUUGCAAAUGACGAUCAAUCUGAGCAUGCAGAGGGUGACGACAAGGCCGUGGAGGAAACCCAGCCAGUCGUACAGGAAACCCAAGUAGAUCCGGCUCUGAUCGAUCCGGCCCUGAUAGAUCCAGCUCUGGACUUGAACCGUGCCCAAUCACUGACAACUGGUGACGACGCCGAGCAGGAGAUUGAGGAACCAUCCGAUGAAGAGGAACCAUUCAGCACCGCACCGAUCAUUUCCCCAGAGCAACCGCAAACAGACGGCAACGACGAAGUACAAGAGCAGAAUGAGAACUCAAUUGAGGACGACGACCCGAUCGAAGACGACGAAGAUCAACACAGCGUUGCGUCGAGCAGCUCAUCACAAGAGUCGGACGACGACCAGUCUGAGCAAGACAGUAAAGUCUCAGCACCAACAGAGAACGAUGAGCUUCCCGGUGAGGAGGUCCAGACUGGUGUCACGUCGGCUGAUCCAGAUGGCGAGAAGCUCACUGUAAAUGCCGGUGACAAGAUGCAGUGGGGCGACAAGUACGAUCUGAUUGCCAGCUUGCAAAAUCAUCGUGAUGAUCGCGAAGAAGACGGAGACUUCAAUUGGGACAAGAUCGCAGAGGAAGUGGCAGCUGAGCGCAAGUACAUGUGGACUCCGCAAGUACUGCAGACUGCGCUGGACCAGCUGAUUCAGCUUCUCCGCGACAACUGCAAAGAAGUGGAUGAGGAUGAUUUGGACGGCACGGUGGAUGAUAUUAUGGAUUUCAUCUCCAGUGAGCAUGGAGAGCAGCUUGACGAGUACUACGACCUUUCAUAG